UCAGAAUAGGAUAAACUCCUACUUCUGCAUGUGCGUGAAAGUGCUCCAGUUAUGCCUUCCUUACACAGAGAGUAGAGAUGUAUCCAAUCGAGCCUACUGGGUUUGUCUUCCCCAUCCUGUGGUGGAGGUUGUAAUGGGAAACUCUCUCAUGCCCACUGGUCAGCUCAGCUGCUUUCUAACCUAGCAGAGCAGAUGGGGAAGUGAAAAGAUUUCUCACCCUGUCAUGGGGCUUCACCUGUACUCAUUGUUUCCUAUUUCUUGCAGUUGUGGGGAGUCAUCCAUAGAAAUCCAAAUGCUUCCUGUAGUCAUCUGGAUGUGCUUAGUGGCAUACUUCUCGCUCCAGUUCAUCUGCCUUGAUAAGCAAUGGCACAAGUUAAAAUGCAGACCCCAGCAAAUCUUCCUGGACCUCCCCUGUCCCCUGUGGUGCUACCCCCAUCAGUAACGACUACAAAUUCACUGGGUCUUCAGUCAUCAAUGAAUGGAUCCAUUUCAGAAUCAGCUGCUGGCUGUAACAGUCCUACAGUUGGCCUUGUAGAUUCUGCACCUUCUAGCAACUCACCAGCUCCUCUCCAAGAUAACAUGGCAAACCCCAAAGAGAAAACUCCAAUGUGUCUGGUAAAUGAGUUAGCCCGUUUCAAUAGAAUUCAACCUCUGUAUAAACUUCUGAAUGAAAGAGGGCCUGCUCAUGCCAAGAUGUUCACAGUACAGCUGACUCUUGGCGAGCAGACAUGGGAAGCUGAAGGAAGCAGUAUUAAAAAGGCUCAACAUGCUGCUGCUAGCAAAGCUUUGAAUGAAACAACCCUUCCCAAACCAACUCCUAGACCACCCAAAAAUAAUGUUAACAAUAACCCAGGCAGUAUAACUCCAACUGUGGAGCUAAACGGUUUGGCUAUGAAAAGGGGAGAGCCUGCCAUCUAUAGGCCACUAGAUCCAAAGCCACUCCCAAGCUAUAGAGCAAAUUAUAACUUCCGGGGCAUGUACAAUCAGAGGUAUCACUGCCCAGUGCCUAAAAUUUUCUAUGUCCAGUUGACUGUUGGCAACAGUGAGUUUUUUGGUGAAGGAAAGACUCGUCAAGCUGCUAGACACAAUGCUGCAAUGAAGGCCCUUCAAGCUCUCCAGAAUGAACCUAUCCCAGAAAAAUUACCUCAGAAUGGAGAGGGAGGAAAAGAAACAGAAGAAGAUAAAGACGCAAACAAAUCCGAGAUCAGUGUAGUGUUUGAAAUUGCUUUGAAGCGCAACAUACCGGUCAGUUUUGAGGUGAUUAAGGAAAGUGGACCUCCACAUAUGAAGAGCUUUGUUACUCGAGUCACAGUAGGAGAAUUCUCUGCAGAAGGAGAAGGAAACAGUAAGAAACUCUCAAAAAAACGGGCUGCAAUGACUGUCCUACAAGAACUUAAAAAACUCCCUCCUCUUCCUGUGAUUGAAAAGCCAAAACUUUACUUUAAAAAACGUCCUAAAACAAUAUUAAAGACUGGACCAGAAUAUGGUCAAGGAAUGAACCCCAUUAGCCGCCUGGCUCAGAUCCAACAGGCCAAAAAAGAGAAGGAGCCAGAGUAUAUUCUUCUUUCAGAGAGAGGGAUGCCUCGUCGCCGAGAGUUUGUUAUGCAGGGGAUUGCUGCUACUAGCAGAGCCUGCAUUCAGAGACAAGGAAGCUGGGACACUGUAGCAGUUCCUCCUCCUGAUGUCAGGCAAGAAAAUGUCAAAGUAGGCAAUGAAGUUACUACUGGAACAGGCCCCAACAAGAAAAUAGCUAAAAGAAAUGCAGCAGAAGCAAUGUUGCUACAGCUUGGUUAUAAAGCCUCCACCCCUCUUCAAGAUCAGCCAGAAAAGCCAGGGGAAAAUAAGGGCUGGAACGGUCAAACUACUGGGUAUCCUGAACCAACGAGUAACACACCAAAGGGAAUUCUCCAUCUCUCGCCUGAUGUUUAUCAAGAGAUGGAAGCAAGCCGCAACAAAGCAGCCCCUGGUACCACUGUAAGCUAUUUGCCAUCCAAAGAAAUGAGCCAGACUUCUAGCUCUUUCUUCAGCAUACCUACCACUAAUAGCACAGCUACAAUUGCCAGGGAACUUCUCAUGAAUGGAACAUCCCCGACUGCCGAAGCCGUAGGUCUAAAAGGAAUAUCUCCUGCUUCCCCCUGUCCUGCAGUGCAGCCUUCAAAACAGCUGGAGUAUUUGGCAAGGAUUCAAGGCUUUCAGGUACACGUCAGUGAUAGACAAAAUGGCAAAGAGUUUAUGACCUGUUUGACACUGUCUCCUGUGCAGAUGACUUUCCAUGGUAUCGGAAGCAACAUUGAAGCCAGCCAUGACCAGGCAGCUUUAAGUGCCUUGAAACAGUUUUCAGAACAAGGACUGAAUCCAGUGGAAGGGGCUAUGAAGGUUGAAAAUGGUUCACUUGAAAAACAAGUCAAGCAUCUGGGAGAAAAAGCAGACAAUAAACAGACUAACUCAGGCACCAUUGCUCAGGACUGCAAGGAUUCAAAGGCUGUCGUCUAGGAGCUUCCCAGCACCCAUGGCUGCCACUGCAUCCUUAUAAACCUGUCAACACGCAAUAGGGUGUAUGUGUACAAGGAAAUGAAUGACUAAUACCAUUAUUUGAGUCUUAUGUGAAGACAACACUAUUCUAACACAAGAGAUAAUAUACGUGGUACUGUUUAUUCACCCGGGGAAAAAAUAAAAUUGAACAUUUCCCUCAGAACUUAAGAUCAGACUAGAACUGAAUUGCCCAGAGGCAGAAGAAAUCUGAUCUUGUUGCUGAUGCUUAAAAUAACAAUCAAUUAACAAAAAGUGUUAGGGGAAAAAGGGAAAGUUUUAAAAUUGACUAAUAAUGAACAAAAAUAAGAGUCAACAUUGGUUCAGUUAUACAAUUUUUUCAUAGUGUAGUUUAAGUUCAGCUUACUGGUUUUUAAAUAAUGCUUGAAUAUUUUAAAAUUAACCAAUGACAGUGCUGUGAGAAUUGUAGUUGUUGUCUUCAUAUAUAGUCAUACAGCUUAUCUUUUUAUGCAGAAUAAUGCAUUCUUCAUUCUAUAUGAAUAUGUAUGACUUUAAGAUGCACUACUCAGAGUUGUAUGCAAACAGAAGUUUAAAUCAUGACAAGUAUUUGCUUAAACAUGAACUGAUGUUAGUGAUGAUCAGUCACAAUAUACUCCAGGAAAAACAGAUAUGGUAUUUGAUUUCCCUUGCCAUUAUCAAUUAAAGAGGCGCCUUGCCUCCAAGGAUCAUUUCCCCUUCAAUUCUGCUCUCUGUUGUGUGAAGCACAUCUACACCCCAUUCUGUGUGUUGUACCAACCCACCGUUUGCAUCAACUGAGUGUUUUUAAUAACUGCAUUCUGACCAAGAACAGCAGAUAGGUUUGAAAUGUUAUCUAGAAAAAGGGGAAAAAAAACCUGUUGAAACAGUUGUCGAGUUUCUCCUGCGUAGAAGGAGUGCCAGUAGAGAUGAGGCUUGCAGCUGCACUCUGUACCAGCAUAUUUGAAUUAAUGGUUUGGCCAAAUGCAGUAAAACCACGUCAGUUCAUGUGUA
Messenger RNA from Alligator sinensis (Chinese alligator), 3519 nucleotides. RefSeq names its product staufen double-stranded RNA binding protein 2 (gene STAU2). Lineage: Eukaryota; Metazoa; Chordata; Crocodylia; Alligatoridae. The transcript has 16 exons. The coding region runs from base 364 to 2493 and encodes 709 amino acids. The record is from RefSeq and is a predicted model, not a curated record.